Paramecium sonneborni is the source of this 387-nucleotide messenger RNA. NCBI's taxonomy places the organism in Eukaryota, Ciliophora, Oligohymenophorea, Peniculida, Parameciidae. The record is from the annotation of a GenBank genome assembly.
AUGAAACUUUUGGAAGCUGUAUAUUGUGCAACAUAAUUUAAGGCUAGUACGAAGUAAAAUGGAAAUACACAAAGUUGCAAUUAUAAAGAAGAAGUAGAAAUUAAGUCAAUAAAAUCUUUUAUGAUUGAAUUAUGUAAAGUUAUUUGAGUAUUAUAGUUAAACGAUAGAAUAUUGUUACCACCUCGACUAGUGCGAUUUUCUUUCUAUAAACUCUGAUCUAGCUUUAAAAUCCAGCAACUUAAAGAAAAUGGACAUAAUAAAUUAAAAUUAAAAAAAUCACUUUCUACAAGAUUAAAUUAAUCCAGCAACCUCUUGAUCUCUGUGUAUGGAGAAUAGAGAAUUUUUUCACUAAUCUGAAAUAAUUUCCAUAAAAAGAAAAUAAUUGAG